Centruroides sculpturatus (bark scorpion) is the source of this 2904-nucleotide messenger RNA. It is a transcript of the gene Grp170, whose product is annotated as hypoxia up-regulated protein 1-like. The transcript is spliced from 18 exons. The coding region runs from base 159 to 2849 and encodes 896 amino acids. Gene Ontology annotation, cellular component: endoplasmic reticulum chaperone complex. The record is from RefSeq and is a predicted model, not a curated record. NCBI's taxonomy places the organism in Eukaryota, Metazoa, Arthropoda, Arachnida, Scorpiones, Buthidae. Gene Ontology annotation, molecular function: ATP binding; ATP-dependent protein folding chaperone. Gene Ontology annotation, biological process: negative regulation of hypoxia-induced intrinsic apoptotic signaling pathway; cellular response to hypoxia; endoplasmic reticulum unfolded protein response.
AAAUACUGUCCAAUCAAGUUUUGCCACCUGACCCCGUUGCCGGUUCAAUCAGAAUGUACUAGAAUUAAAGGAGACGUGCAUGUCUCUCGUUCGACCAGACUUACGUGAAUAUUCAAUUAAUAUAUAUAUUUAGUUGUACUUACAGAAAAAUCAGGAAAAUGAAGUCUGCUUGUAUUUGGAUAUGUUGUGUGCUUUCAUUAUUUAUUACUCAAGUUUAUAGUGUAGCAGUUAUGUCUGUUGAUCUUGGUACAGAAUGGAUGAAAGUUGCAAUAGUAUCACCUGGUGUGCCUAUGGAAAUUGCUUUGAAUCAUGAAUCUCAGAGGAAAACACCUGUCAUAGUGGCUUUUAGAGAUAAUGAACGUUAUUUGGGAGAAAGUGCAUCAACUAUUAGAGUACGUUUUCCUGAUAAAGCAUAUUCACACUUCUUGGAAUUAUUAGGUAAAAAAGCGGAUAGCCCAAUAGUCCAGUUAUUUAAAAGAAAUUUUCCUUAUUAUAAUAUAACCACUCAUGAGAAAAGAGGAACAGUUAUACUUCAUCAUCCUGACAACAUGAGUUUCUUACCAGAAGAAUUAGUUGCAAUGAUUUUAAGACAUGCACAAGAAAUAGCAACUUCUGCAGCAGGUCAGCCAGUUAAAGAUGCUGUAAUAACUGUGCCUCCUUAUUUUAAUCAAGCCGAGAGGCGUGCAGUUUUGCAAGCAGCUGAUUUAGCUGGUAUUAAAGUUCUUCAAAUCAUUAAUUCUAAUACAGCAGUUGCUCUGAAUUAUGGUGUUUUUCGAAGAAAAGAUUUCAAUGAAACUCCAAGUAAUAUUUUGUUUUUUGAUAUGGGAGCUGGAAAUACUAUUGCAACAAUAGCAAGUUAUCAAAUGGUAAAAACUAAAGACAAAGGAUAUGCAGAAACUAAUCCAGUUGUUACUAUAAAAGGUGUAGGAUUUGACCGUACCUUAGGAGGUUUAGCAAUGCAACUGAAGUUACAACAUUAUCUAGCUGAAAGCUUCAAUAAGCAAAAGAAAACUUCUCAAGAUGUAUUUCAGAAUAAUCGAGCUAUGGCCAAGUUACUGAAAGAAGCAGGAAGAUUGCAAAAAGUAUUAAGUGCUAACAGUGAUCAUAUUGCUCAAGAUGAAAUUGAUCAAGUAAUACUAGCAGGUGCUGCUACAAGGACUCCUAGAGUACAGCAGAAAUUAUUGGAAAUUGUUAAAAAACCUGAAUUGGGCAAAAACAUCAAUACUGAUGAAGCUGCUGCCUUAGGUGCUGCAUAUCAAGCAGCUUAUUUAAGCAAGGGUUUUAAAGUAAAAACAUUUGUAGUGAAAGAUGCUAAUAUUUAUCCAAUUCAGGUGGAUUUUCAAAGAGAGAUAGACUCAGAGGAUGGGACUCCGAAAACAAAAUUAGUAAAAAGGAUUUUAUUCAGUAAAAAUAAUCCAUUUCCUCAAAAGAAGAUUAUGACUUUUAACCGUCACACAAAAGAUUUUUCUUUUAAUGUUAGUUAUGCAGAUCUCAAUUUUUUACCACAGUUGGAAUAUCAAUCAGUUGGAUCUCACAAUUUAAGUGUAGUAAGUCUAUCAGGUGUACAAGAUGCAAUGUCAAAACAUGUUGGAGAAGACAGUGAAUCUAAAGGAGUAAAAGUACAUUUUCAUUUAGAUGAAAAUGGAAUUUUAAAAAUUGAUCAUGCAGAAUCAAUCUUUGAAAAGAAAUUAGAAGAUGAAACUAGUGAUGAGACUACUGUGGAAUCAACUUUGAGUAAAUUAGGAAACACUAUUGGAAAACUAUUUUCUACAGACAGUAGUAAAGCUGAUAAUAAAGAAGAAGCAUCUGAUGAAAGUCAAAGUGUUAAUAAUGAAACAAGUGAUGAUAGCAACAUAAAUAAAAAUGCUUCAGAAAGUACAAAAAAUGAAACCCAAGAUAAGGUUGACAAGAAAGGUCCAAAGAUCAUUACAAUUAAAGAGAAUGUAGUAGUCAACUAUCUUUUGGGAGAUUUUCAUGAUAUGGAAGAAGCAGAAACUAUAGAAUCAUUGGCCAAGCUGAAAAAAAUUGAUGAUCAAGAGAGAGAGAAAUUAGCACAAGAGAAGGCAAAAAAUGCAUUAGAAUCAUUUAUUUUGGAAACAAAAAACAAAUUAUAUACUGAAGAAUAUGAAAAAGCAGCUGCAAAAGAAGAAAUAGAAAAAAUAUUAAGCAAGUUAUCAGAAGAAGGUGAUUGGCUUGAAUAUGAAUCUGGAGAAGCAAAAACUGAAGUAUUCAAAGAGAAGCUAUCUGAAUUAAAAUCAUUAACAAAAGAGUUAUUUAAAAGAGUACAAGAACACAAAGAUCGUCCUGAUGCAAUUAAUGCCUUGAAUGAUAUGAUCAAUAUAAGUACAAUAUUUUUGAAAAAUGCUCAGAAAGUACCAAAAGAAGAACAGAUAUUUACAGAUGUUGAGAUUACUACAUUAGAAAAACUGAUAAGUGAAACAGAACAAUGGAAAAAUAAUAGUGUAAAAGAGCAAGAAAAUACACCACUUUAUGAAAAUCCAAAGUUAACAAUUAAAUCAAUAGCAGAAAAAAUUGCUGCAUUAGAUCGAGAAGUCAAAUAUUUGUUAAAUAAAGCAAGGUUUGCCGUUCCAAAAACAAAACAAACUGAAGAAAGUAACAAAGAUACUUCAAAAAAUAAUACACAAACAAAUGAAACAGAAUCUACAGAGGAAACACAAUCUGAUAUAGAAUCUGAAAAAGAAAUGGAACCAAAUGAAAAAGAAAACAUACCAGAAAAUUUACAGAUGGAAGAAAAUGUUGCUGAUAUUACAGGCAAGUUAAUUUUAUAUUUUAGUGCAUAUAAUUUAAUUACAUUAAUGACUCAAUGUAAUGUAGCUCUUGAUGUUUAAAAAAUUCAAAUACAUUGUAAUGAGGCUGCAUUAUAGGAAAGAACCUUUUCUAUCC